Molecule: messenger RNA, 6029 nt
Organism: Trichobilharzia szidati
Lineage: Eukaryota; Metazoa; Platyhelminthes; Trematoda; Strigeidida; Schistosomatidae
Source: the annotation of a GenBank genome assembly
AAUUACACACAACCGAUAGACAAGAUCCUUCUUAAUUUGUUUUUCGAAUAGCUUAAUUUUUGAACAAAGCUAUAAAGACUGUAGAAGAACAGUAGUAUAGACUCAGUUUUAUCAAUUGGCGGAUUCUUUUAGACUGCUUACUAACCAGACAAUACUAAAAUAUGAAAUUACCAAAACAGAUCAAGCAUACUUUUAUCACUGUGACAAUGUAGUCCAUCGUGCUUAAAGUGCUAUUCACAUUUCUUUACCAACAUACUGUUUCCAGUUAAACUUUGUUUCCGUCCACAUUUUGAAAUUUACCCCAUCUUUUUCAAGAAUAGUCGUCUAAGUAUCAUAUAAAUAGUCAGUUUUUGUCUUUAACACUUCGUAAUUUAAAUACACACAUUUAUUCCGAACUUAUGUUACUUAUCGUCUCCAUCACAAACUUUCUAAAGCGAUAAAAGCAUAUCCUAGACCUUUUUCUAAUGCGUAUAUUCUGAAAUUGUUUAGAUUUUAAGCAGAAAAAAAGGAUCUCCGAAAUAUUAUGUUAUGUAUUAUCCUGCCAUAUUUCUUUUUCUUGCUCUGUUCAAGUUUCUUAGUGAAAUCAUGUAAUUAUUUUAUUCGUAUUUAUUUUGCAAUAUAUAUUUCAUUAGUACGAAUAAGAAAUGACUACAUAUCCAACCUUGGUGAAUCAGCAAUCGAAUGAAAUCCAACUUAUCUCUGGACAUUAUGUUCUUCGUAAAUUGGUUUGUACAUAAGAAAAUUACCAGAGUGAGAAUAUGAAGAUCGGCACAUCUCACUAAACUACACCUAAACCCGUAAAAGUACAUGUUAGCAACCCUCAUAUAACAAAAUGGAUAAUAGCUGUAAGGAUUGAUAUUCAUUCCUAAACAGCAUUUACAAAGCAUUAAGAGCUGUUAAGCGAAAAUCACGCAUUACUAAAUAUGUAAACUCUUAUUUUGAAGAUAACAUUAAUUUCUGUUAGACAGUUACAGCUAUUACCGAGUGAAUAUUGUAACAGUGACAAGCUAUGGAAACAAACAGGCAUGCCUGAAUAGUCUAUUUAAAGGAGACCUAGAAUACGUGUUUGGACUGCAUCCAAAUCAACCAAUCAAAAAGGUAAAUUAAGUGCAUGGAUGCUGAUAAUAAGAUAGACAGAGUCACAGAUAGAUAACUAACAUAUACAGUUAACAAUAUAUCGUUGUUAGUACUGGAUAAAAAAAGAAAUAGAAUAAUGCACAGUCAAAAAUCGAACAUUAUACAUUAGAAUAACAACAAAUUAUGUAAGAAUUCGUUGUGGUCACUAGGGUUUCCAUUAUUCCAUAACAUGGACAAAAAAUGUUCCUUCAAAAUGUGACUAAUGAUGUGCUAACUUUACCUAAUGCAACAAAAAGAUGAUGUCGAAAGUCAAAACAAUCCCCAAUGAGAAUUUUAUGGAAAAACAGUAUUACCUAAAGUGCCAAUCCACAUUAAAAAGAAAAGAGUAGCUGCUACACUGCUUUCUAUUUGCUCUAACAACUAAGAAUACCAAUCUUCAAGCUAAAACAUAUACAUAUAUAUAUGUAUUCCUUCUUACACCUGUAGGAUAACUAUAAUUAUGAAGGUAUUGAAAUUUAAUAGUUAUAUGUGAUGACAAAUUUUACCUUAGAGCAAUUUAAACCAGAAUAAUUUGUGAUAAUAAAUCAAUCGAGGUAUGGGUGAUUUGCUUAGCUGUUCAUCAUUUAACCCUCGUCUCCAUUUACGCCUAACCUAAAAUGAAUUAACUAAAGUGCUAUGUCUAGCCGAUAGUAAAUCCGCAAAAGAGUUAAAGUUGGACGUGAGGCUAGAAACUCCAUCCUGGCUACUAAAACUGUAAGAAGGAAGCCCUAUGUUCCACUUAUAACUAAAAGGAAUUUGAAAAAAAUUGCGCUGUCGUGAUGGUAUGCAGUUGUAUGUAUUAUCAGUUCUAUGUUGUUUCCUUGAAAAUAUCUCAUUCACUGAUACAGUUGUCCUUCCCAUAGAAAGAAGAACAAUCCAAAACGAAACACUAUCUUGAUAUUUUUCUUCUUGAAUUAGUGUCUAGGUGAAUAUUACCAAAGACUUGCAAUAGAUGCUGUCUAUCAAGUUUCUUAUUACAAACUAUCGGCUUAUUUAAGUAAUGAAAAUAAUAUUCAAACUUAUUCCAUUUCACCCUUGGAAGACGAUUUUCAACUUUUGUCCGGUAAAUACCAGGAGGCAAGGGACCAACAGCUGAAACCGACGCAGCCAGUUCCACUUAUUUAUGAAGCUUUUUGUUGAACAAUGAUGGCGGUGGAAUAGACACGAUUGGACACCAAAUUUUGGGAACAAUAGACGAUUUCCAGUUUCUGAUUGAAUACACAGUAGAUUUCGCCUAAUUUAUAAAGCUUUAUUUUCGUUGCAUGAUGCUUAACAUUAACUCCUGAAAAUCUGUUGAUUCAUUUACUGACAUUUAUAAACAUAAUCGUAUGACUCAUUUUGUUCAGUCAAAAUUGAGGUACCUAAAACCACUAAUUAAGUACAGAACUGCUUUUGAUAAUACAGUUGACAGUCGUGGCAAAAGUUUCUAUUAUACUUGUAGAAUGCUUAUCCAAUGACCGCAAAAACUAUGUAGAUAGUGAAAUAUGACGUGAACUAUACAGAACUGAGUAACACUGAGAAACUCUACAGAAACCAAAUCUGUCACUUUAUACGUCUAAGGCAUUACCGUCAGUGGGCAUAUUAUGCAUUUGAGAGCUGAAAGGAUGGUCAGUUCUAAUGAGCAUUACAAUAAAUAAAGUAAAUAUAACUGAAUGAAUUACUAUUUCCUUACAGUAUAUGCACUGGUGACAUAUAGAAAGGCUUAGAUAAUACUUAUGAUGUAUUCUGAUACAGAUUUUUCAGCAAUAUGUACACCAAAGUAAUCAAGAGAAUAGGCUGAAAAGCACAGAAUUUACACUUAACUUAGACUUCCUCAACGUUUUUUGACAAUUUGAAAACUGCAUAUGCUUAGGUUUGUAAGGUUCACUUGUUAGCGACAAGUCAGAUGAGUAUUUUUACAAUUUGUUUGACCUUUCAUUUGUUUUAUGUUCCUAUAUAUUUUUGAAAUUACUACUUACUUUUAUUUCACUUAUUUAGAUAUGGGCAUCUGUUCUGCUUGUUUUAAUGAUUGCCUCUGUGAUGUGCUAUUGUCUAUCCACACACGAAGUCUUCAGAACACGAUCCAGUAUUAUUCAAACGAAUGCAGAAUUACAUCCAACAGGUUCACUCGAACCUAUUUCUCACAAUGGUCAUCUUGACCAUUUAUUGCAGUCGUUACCUACAAAGCAGCUGUCACAUCAGUCUUUAUCACAUAAAUCUACUCCAUCUGAUGUGAUUAGAAAUAAACAAUUUCCACAUGCAAAUAAAACUGUUAAUGCGCCUAUAUCCAUUUGUUAUAACUCAUUAUGGCGUCCAAAUCCAAAGAUACAAAAAGAUUGUUCAACAGAACCAUCUGAAGGUCUUGUUUUCUUUGAUAUCUCGUUAAACUGUUUAUUCACACUUGAAUUCCUGCUCAAAGUUCUACUUGCACCAGAUAAGCCGAAAUUUCUUUCAUCUAUCGUUUCAAUAUUUGAUAUGGUGAUAUUAGUUAGCUAUUGGGUAUAUAUGUCAUUAUUCUAUUAUUAUUACUAUUAUCCAAAAAAGUCAGUGACAGACAGUGAGCAAAUGAAAACUGAACUCUCCGGGUAUCUUUGGCUACUGAAUAUUUUGUCGAUGACACAGGCACUAAGAAUAUUACGUGUAUUCAAAAUUUCAAAAAUUUCUCGUGGAUUAAGAGUACUCAUAUUAACAGUGAAGAAGAGUAUACCUGAAUUGGUAUUAUUAGGAUUUUUAAUGAUGAACGGUAUGUUUUUAUUCUCGUCAAUGAUGUAUAUAGCUGAAUAUCGCGUGAAUGACACCUUUCCUGACAUACCACAAUCAUUUUGGUGGUCAAUAAUCACAUUGACAGCAGUUGGUUACGGUGACAUGCACCCUAAAGGCGGAGCAGGUUAUUUUGUUGGCUCACUGACAGCAAUAUCUGGAUGUAUUGUAACUGGUCUAGCGAUACCAAUAGUGGGGAAUAACUUUAAUACAUAUUACAAGUACAUGAAAAAUCAGCUAAUGGAAGACAAAUACUUAAAGACACUACGUAAAGAUAUGGAAGCAACAGGGGGUGGCAGUGGGACAAAAUCAGGUCUUGGUGUGGCUUCAGAGAAAAGUGGUUUACCAUUGCCAGGCAGGAAACCUCGCAAUAUUAAUCGUAAAACAAUUCGAGGUGAUAAAAUUACUAAGACCGAUAACAUGAAAAAUAGCUUAUUUACUAUGAUGGAAGUAUGUGCAAGAUCUGUAAAACGUUUGUUACCAACUCGUUUAACGAGUAGAAAAAGUUGUAAGCCUAUAUGUGUGCCCAAAACAAAUACAACAGAUUCUAUGCAGCUGCUGACGGAAAAUCAAAAAUUCCCAAAUUCUUUUACUAGUAAAACAACAAUAUCUGAAGUGGCUGAAAGGAAGAGCAGCUAUAAACAUCAAAUUAACCCAUCCAAUAAUCUUAUUCCAUGUAACAUAAAACUGAAUGGUGAAAAGACAGACAUUGAACACAGACCAAGCUUGAUAUAUCCUUUGGCAACAGAUCAGCUUUUAAAUUCACUUCUACCAUCUCAGUUACCAGUAAAUUCAACACCUCAAAUAUGGGUUGAUGGAGAGGAAUUAGAUGACGCAAUAUCCUCAGCUAAUCAAGCGUGUGACAACAGCAUGUAUAAUGGCACAAGUCACUUACAACCGCUUUGUACUCCAUCAGCAAUAGAUAUGAGUGAAUUUGUCAAUAAUGGCACUGGAAAUCACCAACUUUAUUCUAGAAUGUCUAUAGUUUCUGAUGAAAUAAUACCUAACUCUAUAUAUAUUUCAUCGAAUACAAAUUGUUUUACUGCACCAAAUGUUCCAGACGGUAUUCAAAAUGAUUCUGAUAUUCUUUCCAGUGGAGAAGAUGGAGAUGAUGAACAUGAAGAUUCAAACUGUGAAUUUAAAGGGACUAAAGUGAAGAUUAAAAGUCAAAACAAAUAUGAAACCAUCGUUGUACGAAGGAAGUCCAAUUCACCGAAAUCCUUACCAUCACGAACAACACAACCACCUAUUAGUAACAGUAAUAUCAACAACAAUAUUCACACAAGCAGUAAUACUAUGGUCUGUAAUAAUAAACCCAUCACAAAACGAAUGAAUUAUGUGUAAUCUAUUAUUAAUUUCACUGGGGUUAUAAUAAUUCGAUGUAUUUAAUAAUUGUGUCCACUACUGAUCUAGUAAUUCACUAGGAAAGGACAUAUAUAUCAAUGUAAACUGUGUGUAAACACACAUACAAUCCUGUGGGAAAACACAUUCAUUGCUGAUGAAUUAUUAACAGUUACAUAUAAAAAAUUAUUUUGUACAUGUUAUACGUGAAUGAUAAAAUAGAACAUUAAAAAAACAACAGUUUGCAAAAUUAGAACAAGUAAUUAUGCUUAAUAUUAUUGCAAUUACCACUGCUACUAUUGCUACCACUAUCGCUAAUAUUACACAUACUAUAUAUAGAUUAUCAUUCUGUUGUUCAUUUUCUCUCCUUUCGGUCUGUAUUUUCCUUGCUCUUGUUUAUUUCUUCAGCUUUACUCCUCCUUUUCGUAUCUGUAUCACUUAUGAACGAGUACUAAUAUGAGAUAUGUAGAUGGUUACACAGAUUCUACCAUCAUCAUUAUUAUUUUAACUGCUGCAGACAAUGCAAACAACAAUACUGUUAUUAUGAUACUAGUGCCAUUAAUACUCCUAAUAAUAAAAAUGUUAUAAUUACAAAAAUGAUAAUAGUAUUACUGAUCCUAACCAUGAUAUGCAAGAUUAUUAAUCCACCGCAUUGUAAACUUAGAUUUAUGAGUUUUCAAUAGCUUACAGGUUUGAUAUAUGUUUGUGCCGUUUCCCUUUUAGUAGACGUCCAUCAGAACUUUAACUAUUGUAACUAUUAGUUUAAACAUACAAAAUUGCAAAAACGAUUUUCUUUAAGUUGUAGAAAAAUUUUGUAUGACAGCCGAUCUGCG